Molecule: messenger RNA, 1942 nt
Organism: Aplysia californica (California sea hare)
Lineage: Eukaryota; Metazoa; Mollusca; Gastropoda; Aplysiida; Aplysiidae
Product: inositol transporter 1
Biological process (GO): transmembrane transport
Cellular component (GO): membrane
Molecular function (GO): myo-inositol:proton symporter activity
Source: RefSeq, a predicted model, not a curated record
GCCUUGUCCUACAAUAACCACCAGCCAUGGGUGGCAUUUGCAGAUAUAAUUCGAAACUCAAUGUACACUAUCCUCAAUCCAGCUAUUUUCUAUUUUUGUUCUUAAACAAUUUUGUUUUAUGUCUAUCAAUUUCUUCUCUAUGUUAACCCCAAUAGCAACCAAGACUACGCCUUGACUCGUCCUCUCAUUGGCUAAAACCUAACCAAUCAUGGCGCACUCCGAAGACGAGUUUAAGGAGGUUGUGUCUGUCGAGCCCCCAAUACACGACAAGCAUGAUGACAUUUUUUCCGAUCCGACAUCUGCCACUGAAGAAAAAACGACGACUGGCCAAAACCUGUUUACUACACAAAAGUUAUUUCAAACAGGAUCAAAGCCAGCCUCAUUCCUUGACCGAGCAUCAAUCACCUCCAAACUUCCGCACCCGUCCAUUUUAUCGUCACGGCUAUCAAACACCAAGUCUAUUGCCUCUUCGAACCGAGCUUCUUUCCUGCCCAUACUAGAGGCACUAGGCAGUGACGCGGAUAAUAGCUAUAGAGACAGCCAGCUAAAGCGGGCCCAGCACGAAAAUGUGAAACGGAAACAGUCCGUGCUGUCGGAGAUGCGAGAGAAACAAUCGAUUGUAGUGGACAACAUCAAAGUGCAGAGGGUGGACUUCAAGCAUCCCAAGGAGCCGUACCUGCUGGCUGUGGUCCUCGUCGUCAGCGGCCUGGCCUCGGGCUACGAGAACGCUGCCUUUUCUGAGGUGAAGAAAAUGAUGACGAGCCAGUUCGAACUCGGGGAACUCUGGACCAAGGCCCUGUCAGAAAGCUUUAACAUAUGUGCCGCGAUGGGCUCUCUUUUGGCGGGAUUUUCCACGGACACCGUCGGGCGCAAGGUGGCUGAUUUCCUUACCUGCGUUCUUUGGGAUUGCACAGUUGGUAUUUCUGACAGCGUUUCCUGAUUCGCCACGUUACAAGGUGAUGAUGAAUGACUCGCUGGCGGCUGACCUCAUUCUGAAAGACCUACGUCAGAUUCCCGACACCAGCAGAGAACUCUCCGAGAUAGAAAGAUCUGUGUCGGUGAACAGGCCAGUCCACGGCUGUAAAGUGAUCAAGGAGAUCGCCGUCACUCCGCACGUGCGCAAAGCUGUGCUCACGGGCUGUCUGCUGGUGGUCCUGCAACAAUUCUGCGGCAUCAACGCUGUUAUUUUCUGGAUUUCCCACACUCUGCGAAACGCCGGGUUCAACCUAGGGAACGUAAACUUUGGUCUGCUGAGCGCGGCUUGCAACAUGUUGGCCACCGUCCCAGCUUUCUGGAUGGUGGAGAGAAAUGGCAGAAAACCGACGUUGGUGAUGAGUUAUGUGUGACCUGUUACAAUUGCGUGCGGGAUAUAUCGUGUGGAUUUUGCUCCAUCAAUGUUGACGGUGAAGCCGUAGAAGGCAGCUGUGUACCAGCCGAGAGCAAAGACUUCGCCAGCGUGGGUCGCUGCAUGGACAACAGUACAUUCAAGUCGAAGUAUGAGAUUAUUUUCAAAUUCUCCCUCUGCCCUUCACAGUACUCCAUACUCUCUGUGAUGGCCAUCUUUGUUUUUCUUCUGGCUUAUGGUCCUGGGGCAGGACCCAUGACCUUGCUCCUGUGUUCAGAGAUGACCCCUCAGUGGGCACGGGGCUUCUCUGUGGGCCUCACGUCAACGCUCAACUGGGUUCUACAUGGCGUCGUCCUUUACAUCUUCGACCGCAUGGGCGAAGAUCAACCUGGCAUGGUAUUCUUGGGAUUCGCAUGCGUCUGUUUCGUAGCAGCCACCUUGACCGCCAUCUUUGUUCAUGAGACAAGGGGUAUAAGUCUGGAAGACACAGAGUUACUGUUCAUGCCCCGGAAGUUGAGAAAGUUGAUUGUGAUGAGGCGACAGGUGGAGGUGGAGAAACUGGUCGAAGCUAAGACUAAGAAGAGACGUAUGAUCUGA